Messenger RNA from Drosophila takahashii, 739 nucleotides. It is a transcript of the gene Fis1, whose product is annotated as fission 1 protein. Lineage: Eukaryota; Metazoa; Arthropoda; Insecta; Diptera; Drosophilidae. Gene Ontology annotation, biological process: mitochondrial fission; peroxisome fission; mitochondrial fragmentation involved in apoptotic process. Gene Ontology annotation, molecular function: protein binding. Gene Ontology annotation, cellular component: peroxisomal membrane; mitochondrial outer membrane. The record is from RefSeq and is a predicted model, not a curated record.
GGCACCGGUGCUAUUUUGACGAGCAUUUAAUAUUAAUUAAUACUUAUUUGGUGAAAGAUAAAACUGGUUUUGAACGAUAACCAAAAAGGUGGACAAAAAAUGGAUGAACUUUUAAACGAUGUGGUACCUCAAGAAGAUUUGGAGAGGUUUGAAAAGAAAUAUCAUCACGAACUUGAGUUGGAUGGGGAAGUUACAACAGAGACAAAGUUUGAGUAUGCAUUCUGUCUGGUCCGUAGUCGGUACACAAAUGAUAUCAAAAAGGGUAUUAUGAUAUUGGAAGAGUUAGCCCGUUCUCAUCCAGAUGGAAGGCGUGAUUAUAUAUAUUACCUUGCAUUUGGGAAUGCUCGAAUAAAGGAGUAUACUUCUGGAUUAAAGUACUGCAGAGCUUUUCUGGACAUCGAAUCGAAUGAUCAAGUACGCUGUCUUGAGGAAUACAUACAGAAACAAAUUGAUAAGGAAGUGGCAAAGGGUAUGGCAGUCGCUGGAGGAGCAGCCCUAGUACUUGGCGGGAUAUUGGGACUAGGCAUUGCUAUGGCUAGAAAUAAACAGAAACGGGAGAAAUAGUAAAAUCCAAAGUUUUUACGGAAUCUUAAUUCACUGUAAGGUGCGCAGCAAAGGAAUUUCGUUGCUUAAUACUAGAAACCCUAACUUACGACAAAAUAUUCCUAACGUUGUAUUAAGCUUAGCCGAUGAUUAAAUAAAUGAUUCAAUUGUUUUUUGAACAAUGUGUCUUAAAUAA